Triticum turgidum subsp. durum (durum wheat) is the source of this 1218-nucleotide messenger RNA. Lineage: Eukaryota; Viridiplantae; Streptophyta; Magnoliopsida; Poales; Poaceae. The record is from the annotation of a GenBank genome assembly.
AUGGGCCCGAAGAGAAAACUGGAUGACCUGGCCCAGCCAUCCAGCAGCGGAGACCACGGCGGCGGCGGAGGCGGAGGCGAUGAUAGACCGACAAAGGCGCCACGGCUCUCGCCGUCGCCGCCACCGCCACCGCCCGCGCAGUCGCCCUCUCGCGACCAGACGGCGCUUCCCACCUCACCGCCCCCGCUUCAGCCGCCAGGGUCCCCGCCGCCUCCCGCCGACAAGGAUCCGGUGGAGUUGGAGGAAGGGGAGCUAGGAGAUGAUGAAAAUUCAGGGGAGGAAGAACAGGAUGAUCAGGAUUCGGAAGGGGAGCUCGGGGGGUCACUUCCUGAUGGGAGAACGGACCUAGCCAACACUGGUGGUUUCGGGUGUCCACAUGCUCGUCCGACAGCAUUAGGACCUCUGGAACAACUCUUGGAAUUGGUUCGUGACUCUCCAGAUAACUCCAUCAUCCAGGAAAAGAUGAAGAUUCUCAGUAAGCAUUAUGUGCUCUUCAGAAGAACUCGCGAAGAUGGCAGCUGUUUUUACAGAGCUUUUAUCUUCUCCUACAUGGAGAUCCUUCGACAGAUGCAAGAUAAACAAGCUGAGGUUACUCGUCUUAUGGAAUGUUUGGAUAUGUCUAAAGAUAGAUUCUCUUGUCUUGAGUGGAACAGAGCAUACUUCUCAAUAGAUCCUGAAGAAUACUUCUCAAGUGUUGUUUCUGAGCUCAAUGAGGUUCUCAACGUCAUUGCAGCAGGCUGUACUUCUGAAUGGCUGUACCAGAGAAGCCUGCAGGAGUCCUUUUCAGGCAGGAUUAUAUCUCUCCUUAGGUUGCUUACUGAGACUGAAAUCCGUACAGAUGAAUUCUACAAGCAAUCUAUCCCUAAAAAUUUGAAUCUCCUCCAGUUCUGCUGGAAAGCGGUGCGAUCCCUGGAUGCUGAAGCUACCACUACACAAAUGAGGGCUUUAACGUAUGCACUCGGCAUACCGUUGCGUGUCGAAGUCGUGGACAAGAGCUCGACUGAUCGAGGUGUGUUAGUGAAGCGCCUUGAUUUCUUCCAUGAGUCCGACUUGGAGAAGGGCCCUCUCCGUUUGACUCGGAGCUACCUUUCCUCGAGCACAGCUCCUAUACCGCUGAAGCAGGGAAGCUACGAUGCCGACUUGCUAUCAUCUGAUGGCACACCCAUGCUGACCUUACUGUGUCGGCGUGGCCAUUGUGACAUUCUUUACCGCAAGUGA